AUGCAGAUGCUUUUUUUGUCUUGGCAGGUCGUGCAUGUUGCAGAACUCCGGCCUGCGUGGACACCUCUAUCCGAAUGCUCGCCGUCUCCGAGCGGUCACAAGGACAACGAAUUCGAAGAGUUCAAUGGGUUUGAAGAAGAUAGGUCCGACGAGUCCGCCGAAGCCCCCGAGCAGCAACUCGUCCACCCCGAAGACGUGGACGACGAAGUCCUCAAACACCCAGCUGUACGGGACCUAGAUUUGAGGGUAGCAUCUCACUAG
Sparassis crispa is the source of this 261-nucleotide messenger RNA. RefSeq lists its product as hypothetical. Bases 1 to 261 code for a protein of 86 amino acids. The record is from RefSeq and is a predicted model, not a curated record. Lineage: Eukaryota; Fungi; Basidiomycota; Agaricomycetes; Polyporales; Sparassidaceae. The transcript has a single exon.